Staurois parvus is the source of this 281-nucleotide messenger RNA. The record is from the annotation of a GenBank genome assembly. Lineage: Eukaryota; Metazoa; Chordata; Amphibia; Anura; Ranidae.
CACCCUAGCAGUACAGUGUCACCAUGGUGACUGGUGACACUGUACUACUUACCCUGCAUUCACUAUAUCCGCUCUCCCCGGACCCUGCAUUCACUAUAUCCAGUCUCCCCGGACCCUGCAUUCACUAUAUCCGCUCUCCCCGGACCCUGCAUUCACUAUAUCCGCUCUCCCCGGACCCUGCAUUCACUAUAUCCGCUCUCCCCGGACCCUGCAUUCACUAUAUCUGCUCUCCCCGGACCCUGCAUUCACUAUAUCCGCUCUCCCAGGACCCUGCAUUCACU